AUGCGCAUUGAAUACCGUGCUCCGGUUGUUGCUCUCCACUGUGCUCUCGGGACGGUCUUCAAAAGCCGAUAUUAUUGAAACCUGUCCAGGUGAUUGUUUUCAUAUCACAUAAGAGGAAAUUGUUAUUCAUUUAUAAUGAAGGCUUCCCGGUAAAUUGCUCGUCUGCAAGUGACAUGAAUUGUUUGCUAAAACAGUGAUCUUGGAAUUUGUGCAAUAUGGUUUUUUGUGUGUAUUUAUCAUGAUAAUUUAAGGACUGACAGUUGUGUUGUAAAGCCUUCAUUUUUAGCUAAUUGUUAUCGGGGAUGUGAACUGGAGAUUAAGAAAGAUAACACCGUCUGCAAACAAUGGACGACAAGAAGGGCUCACGCUACGUCAGCUCGAAAGUUUCCGAAAUCGCCAACAGGUUUCAACAGAAUCAGUGCCAGAACAAGAAGGAGGAGAUCAUGGCGCCCGCCCUCACGACCAAGGUGAAGACGGCCAAGUUCGGCGGCAACCACGCGGACAGGAUCAACGAGAGCGCGGACUUGCCGAACCCGCUCGUGCGCACGGAAUCGCACGUGACGCGUUUCAACCACGCGCGCGCGCUCUUCGAGAAGUUGGGCGAGGAGAACAGUCGCAACAGCAGGCGGGAUGCGCAGAGCCGCGCCGCGCCGCUACAGUCGACCAAGAGCGCCUCGAGCGUGUUGGACGCGUCUGCGCGGUCGCGUAGCAGUUCGGCCAAUAGCGAGCCCGCGGUGGGCCCACGCGAUUGUAAGUCCUUCGAGUUCGAGAGCGCUUCGUCUAGGAGCCCCUCGCCGCCACUGCCGCUGCUGCCGUCUUCCAACAGGAUCGAGACGGUCGAUAAUGAAAAUAAAUUUAGCGAAACAUUCCAUAUAUCAAACGAGACCAAGAGCAAAAUCAACGGCGUCGAUCACAACAAGACGUCGAAGACCGCCGCCAUGAACACGACUUAUGAAGAGCCCAGCAACCAUCAGAACGAACAGAAUGGCAACGUUCCACAGCAACAGCUCGACGAUCGGAACGUGUCGAAACCGGUCCUGAUGCGUAAACCAGACAGGCCGGACAAGCCGGAGCGCAGGCUGAACAGCAAGGAACUGAUAGAGAAACAGCGCAAUUGGACCUCGCACUUUUCGAAGUCGCGCUCUAACCGGUAUAGCAGUGAUCCCAAUAGGCAGACGGAGGUCAAGUUGCCCACGGCGAGAACCGCGGGCGAUACGAACGUUGGCGACAACCGGACGAAUUCUUCGGCGUCGUCCGUAGCGAUCAGAAGUCAAUCCUUCAACAACAAGAUCCGCAGUCCCCCUACGUCGCCGCCUCCACCCCCGGUACGUACCGAGGCGUCGAGACGGCCCAACGCCGGCCGCAAGGAGAGGCCGGCGUCGGUGAUUCCCACGCCUUACAAAAGUCCCGUCGCUAGUCCAACGAAGGAGACGGUACAACCUGCGGAUCCCAAGAAGGGACCCCUGUGUAAGUCCGAGGAAAACUGUUCGACGCAGAGGGCGACGUCGAACAAUGACUACAUUUUCAAGAAUAACGCUUACGUGCAGAGUAUCAACAAUUUUUGUCUGCAUCCACCGCCCGUACCGAUUGGUGGGGUUGCUAAUAAGACGGUAGCGUCGGAGGAGCAAGAGGUGAACAAGGAAAGUCUAUCGGCUACGUCUGAAAGCCUGUCGUCUUUGAGCCCUCCAAGCAGUCCUAGCAGGGUGAGAAGCGAGAACGAGAAACAGGAACAAGAGGCGAACGAGAAAUCGCAACUGAAUUUGGAUGGACCCGAGCACAAAAAGGAAGAUAAUAAGACUGAAGAUUUCAACAAUGUGCCAAGGAGGAAAAAGGUUUCCAGCGUUUCCAUCAAUCUACCAGCUGCUGGCUUGGGAAGCCGACCCGCCUCCAUUGUCAGUUCCUCAACGAACGAUGAGGGUGGUUUCAAUGAACCUCUCCCGAAGGUUGAGGCCAAGCUGAAACCUCACGAGGAAUCUUUGUAUGAUUUUCCGAUGAAUGAGGACAAGCCCCUACAAUAUUCCGAUGACGAGGACGAUUACAAAAAGCCAGUUGAAGUGACGGACGUUUCGUCUAAAUCACCCCCUAGGGUCUGUCGUUUGAGUCAGGAGGAGAUAGAAGCUUUGUAUGCUGUACCGCACAAGCCUAAUAGUGUUGUACACCAAAAAUCUACUACUUCAACUGAUUCUGAUACUUCACAGGUUACUGUGAUACCCCAACAGAAAUCCAUCGACUCCGAUGUUAUGUAUAACACCACAAUAAAUAACAGCGCAGUCGUUACGUCAUUAGACAGCCAUGAAGAAGAAAACUGUGAUAAAAUUCCCUCACCUAUGAAAUCUGAACCUUUUAUUAUGGUUAGGGAAGCAUUACAUGAUGAUGAAAGAGGAGGUACAAAAACACCUGAAUUACAAAAAUCAGAAGCUAAUAUUCUGGAUCUCAACGACGUGGAAUAUGCUGAUGCUAGUGAUAACGAUGAUAGUUUUGGAGAAAAGAAGACUGAGCCAGAUGCCAUGACCCCUGCAGAGGCAGAAAAUUUGCUCAGUAGUCAAAUACUCGAGAAGAAAAGAGCCGAAAUAUUAUCCGACGAAGAAGCCCAGGAGGUGACGCGCAUGCUCCACAAGGAAAGCAAACUCAAUAAAUGGCAACCUGAUGCCUCAAGCUCCUUGCUUCAGGACUCGGUCACUAGCUCUUUAUAUGAAUCGUCUGGAGCGGUGUCCUUGAACGACAGCAUGGGUCCUCCAUCUUUGCAGGACGAAUCGACAGCCGAAUCGACAGAGCAUUUGAGCGAUUACAUCAUCAACCGAACUCUAGACGCUCCCGAAGUUUCGAAGCACAGAGAGGUCGAGUCUUCACGUUCGCAGAUCUACGACUCCACCUCAAGUAUCGACACCUCGGCCCAGGAAGAUGGUUUCAGUCAGUCGAAGUGCGAUGCCAGUGUGUCGGAUUCUGGUUUACUCGGGUCAGUAACAAGCUUGUCCGAAGGAAAUAAUAUAGAUAUUAUGAAUGGAUACACUCCCAAAGCUGUUCCAAUAGUUGGUGUUGAACAUGGAGUUCAUUACUAUGAAGAUGGCCACUUUUGGAUGGAAGUCCCAGGUUUGCCUUUAGAAGAUGAAGAUGAUGACCUCGACUGUCCUAAUUACAUUCCUAAACCUAACACUAAAGUGCAAUUUACCAGUCAACCUAUAAAGGUUUACUCGACCUUUAGUAUAUCAGAUUACGAUAGAAGAAACGAAGACGUAGAUCCGGUUGCCGCUUCUGCCGAAUACGAACUUGAAAAACGUGUAGAAAAAAUGGAUGUCUUCCCUGUUGAACUUGUCAAAGGUCCAGAAGGACUAGGUUUGAGUAUCAUAGGUAUGGGAGUUGGUGCAGAUGCAGGAUUAGAGAAAUUAGGUAUAUUUGUGAAAACCAUCACCACUAACGGUGCUGCAGCUAAGGAUACAAGAAUCAGGGUUAACGAUCAAAUUAUUGAAGUUGAUGGUAAAAGUUUGGUAGGAGUAACACAAGCUUAUGCAGCUAGUGUUCUCAGAAACACUUCUGGAUUGGUCAAGUUUUUAAUUGGUCGGGAACGAGAUCCAGAAAAUAGUGAAGUAGCUCAAUUGAUCAAGCAAUCUUUGCAAGCUGAUAAAGAGAGGGAAGAAAGAAGACAAAGAAUCAUGGAAGCUGAACAGCAACAAAGUGAUGCCAGUACGGCCCCUUUGGGUUCUGCUAACACAAGCGUAUCAGAUGGUCCUACUAGUCCAAAUGUGAUUGCAGAAUCACUAUUUGACAAUGAACAAGAAAGUAACGAUGUUGAAGCCCUAAGGCAGCUUCUACAGGAGACACAACGUAAAUGUAACAUAAGCGAACUUGAGGUUUCAAGAUUGAGAAGCAAGCUCAUGGAACAAAAUGGCAUAAAAUCAGACGAAUCUGAAAAAUUGGAACAAACCAAUCACAAACUAAAAGAAACAGAACGCAUCUUACAAACAACUAAAAAAGAAGUUCAAACCUAUCAAAAUAUGUUGGAACAGUCGCAAACACAAUACCUGACAUUGGAAAAGAAAUACAACAAAGCCAAACAUUUGAUUAGGGAAUUUCAACAAAGAGAAUUGGAUAUGCUACAUAGGGAGGAAUUUUAUCAACAGUUACUACAAGAAAAAGACAUUGAAUACAAUAAUCUAGUCAAAAAUUUGAAGGAUAGAAUAAUAGCUCUAGAGAAGGAUCUUCUGGAAACUCAAAGGAAAGCUGGGUUGCCGAUGGUAUUGCCUUACGAUAGUAAUAACCUAAAACAAUUAACGCCUAAGCUAAUGCGUAAGCAACCUCCUAAGCCGCUAUUUCAGUCUUUAGAGACGGAUUUCUCCGACACUGAGGUAUCAGAUGUCAGCCCAGACGACGAUAAGACUGCAACAGUAGAACGUAAAUUGCCUAUAAAAGAAGAAUUUGAUAGUGCUGUUCCCCCACACGAACUUCUUGAUAUAUCAGCAAGUAAAAGUAAAGCUGAACUAGCUGGAAGGGGCGCGUUAGCCAAUAGACAACUUCCCACUGGUAAAAAAGGCUCUUUGAGUAAUAGUAGCUCGGACUAUGGAUUGGAUGAAAGUUACAAUUCAGGGGACGAGCUUGUAGAUUCAGCUUUUUCUCAGAGUGAUAGCAGCUAUACUCCUAAACAAAAGAAUUCCCGUCCUAACACUCUGAACACAUCUCUGUACUCCCAGUACGCUACCGCACAGCAACUGCAGUAUAACGCCCAAAACACACAAUAUUCUGUUCAAUAUAGUCAAGUCCAAAGUUCAAAUAUAUAUUCCACCAAUAACACUGCCCAACAGCAACCAUCUAACGCCAAUGUAGUUUACGCAAAGAUUCAAAAAGAAUCAUCAAAUAUACAGCAGAGUAGUCCUGAUCCCUGGAAUGGACCACCUACAAAGAAAACAUUGGGUAUGGGACCUCCUGCCUCAUUAGCAGAACAACUGAAGCAGGUUUUAGCGCAGCGAGAGAAACGUAACGACAGCUUAUCUAGUUCAACGGAUGAAUUAAAUGAAAAAAGCAAACACGACGCUGCCCAGCAUCUUCUAGAGGAAAUUAGACAAGCUGUCAACGAAGCCAAUGCAAAAGUUAAAAAAGUAGCUCCAGUUAGUUUAUCACCGCCAGGUUCUACACCUUGGCAGCACCAGGGCAGUAUAUCACCAACUCCCCCGUCACCGUCUAGUUUAUCAUCAGGGUCAGUGUCGCCCUCUAGGCACGACAUGUCCUGGCCCACUACCGAUCUCAGCCUCUCUUCACUAAGUAUUUGUAGCGAAAAGAGGCCUAGUGGCUUCUGGCAUUCUGUGCCUGUAUCAGAAUGGACUAAAGAGCAGGUUUGCCAGUGGCUUGCAGCGUUUGGUCUUGAACAUCAUGUUACCAAAUUCUCAGAACUUGAAGUGAAUGGGCCAUCGCUGUUACUCCUCACCUCAACUGAUUUCAAAAUUUUAGGUAUAACGAGUGACGAGAAAGCUCGUCUGAAAAGAAAAAUAAAAGAAUUGAAAGUUCAAGCAGAAAAGGAGAGGAAACAAAUGGAAAGAGAUAGAAAGGAAAAAGAAAAAAUGAGGAAGAAAGCUGAAAAGGCUAGUAAAAGAAAUAAGUAAUUUUUAAAACUUCGAAUUGCCAUAGUGUGGGAUUUGUUUAGGCCUAACUAUAUUCUUUAAGGCCCAUUUUUGUUUCCUACUUGCCAUUUAAAAUUUUCAUAGAAAAUUUUUUUCAUGUGAGGUGUAAAUAUGUUUAUAUAUUUCCUAUUUAUUUAUUUAAAUACAUUAUAAAUUCAAUUCACUCUAAUUUUUUUUUCGAAGAAAAUACUUCUGUAAACCAAAGUUUUUAUUUGUUUGAAUUUGUUGGAUAAAGGGACAUAUACAAGGUUCGGGGUUGACUUCGUACUGAUUUAUACUCUUUUAGAUAAGUGUGUAUAUUAAUGAUGUGCUCGUGUUAGAUGUUAGUUAUGUAUUGUAAAUAUUCUUAUGAUGUUGAUAUAUUUAUGUGAAGAAAUCAACUGAAUUCAAAUUCAUAUGUUUUAAAAGAUUUGAAUCAACAUUUUUUGGGAUUUGAGAGAGUAUUGUUCUUGAACAUUUCAAUUUAAUUUGAUGAAGGAUCUGUAUAGAAAUAAUUUAUUUCUAAUUACUUCUGGAAGUUGCAACUAAAUCCAAUAAGUAAUGAAUUUCUGAAUGCACUCAAUAACUAAAUUUCACUUUUAAUCAAAAUUUUUAAGUUGACAUGCAAUAAUACUAAUACAAAAGUUCCUUAAGUUAUUCAAAAUAUUGAAUUCAACUGGAUGCUUCAACACCAUAAAUAAGCUCAUGUAAGUGACUUACAUUUUGUAAAUAUAGUUGUAUAUUUGUGACUUUAUCACAUGUUCAGGUUCUCUGAAUGAGACAUCACCAUUUCACAAAAUCUUGAUAUUUUAUUGAGCUUAUGCAGACCUUCAAUAUUUCUCAUUUGAUAAUAUACUUUGAAAAUUUAAUCGUCCCUUUGGUGGCUGUGAAGAGUAAUAUGUUGAGAGGAAAACUAUAAAACUUUUUUUUUACCUAUAUAGAAGUGAUUCUAUAUAAACUUGUCUGGAUUUCAUGAAAAAUGCUCUCGCCAUCAAUAUUUACAGUAUAACCAGUGCCAAUAAUAAUCUUAAUGUUACACAUAAGGAAUUUUCAUAAAAAUGUCUGCGGUUAUAUCAUUAAAUGGAGAAUAGUAGAAAUAUUCAAACAUAUAUGUCUGGAUUAUAAAAAUAACUACAGUUUUUUAGGGUAUACUUGAAAUUUCUGUUGAUGUUACAUUGGAACGGAUGUAUCUAAUUGCAAGGUUUUUUUUCUGAUGAGGUCUUUUACUUUGAAUACAAUUUUUCAUAAGAAAUGAAUUAUUGAGAUAAAGGUAAAAGGAGUAUUUCACUUUGACACCUCUAAUGAUUGGUUGUAUGAAACCCUUUAGAGUUAAUAACAAUUCUUCAAUGGAAAUGCACCAUUGAAAAUUAUUUUGAUAGUUGGCAGAUAGAAAAAAUCUGCUAAUAACCAAGUCAUAUUGAUAAUGAGUGCAAAACAUAUUCUUUCUGGCAUACACUUGAGUUGCCAUCUCUGGAAGUUAACUCAUAGUCAACAGAAUACAAUUUAUCAUACUUUGGGAAGAAUAAACUGAAAUGUCCCAAAAUAUUAACACAAUGUUUGAGCACUUUCAUUCUAAAUUGAAAUUAGUAUAUACCAAUAGUAAAAUUGUAUUUGGAGUAAACCUAACAAUCAAAAAUUAAUGUGGUACUUCUUGAUAAAUUGAUCUUUUAUUUGAAUUCCCUCAACUGUUCCAAUGAAUCAUCAAUAAAUAACCGACCAGAAAUUUUUUUUUUAUACAACAUAGAUAUACUGUUUGAAUAUAAAAAAAAAUAUAGUGAAACCUUUCUAAUCAAUCACCAGUUUGACAGAAACACAAAAAAAUUAUAGUACCCUAAUAAAAAGGAGGGUAUCAUUGAGGGGUUAAACUAUUUUAAUUAUUCUUUAUUAUAAUUUUUAGUCUUGAAAACUAGAAAUAAUUUAAAUUUGCACCAAUUUUUUUUUGUUUACAAUAUUUGUGAAUCAAUUAUAAUGUGAUGAUUGAUAAGUAACAAAAAUAAUUCAAUAACUGCAAAUAUCAUGUAAAUAUAUGGGAAGAGAUAAAAAUCAAAAUUUUCAACUAAUACCUUCCAUCUCGCCCAAUUUGAAUUUCAAUUUUGCAUUUAAGAAAUGUACUCAUACAUCACCUCAAUAAGAGAAACAAGAUUAAUGGUAUUAUAGUAUUUUGAAUCGAUAACAUGUCUAAAACUGGUCCGUUUAUUUUUUUUGGGACCAAUAAUUUGUGUGUCAUUCGUCCCCAUUCAUAUUUGCUCAGACAUUUUUUCCAAUUGGUAUUUCAUUACCUUAUUGUCAGUUGUCACUUUACUUUUUAAACUUUUGUAAUGUUAAAAACUCAUUGAAUUUAUUGAAUGAAUAAAUCACAUGUAAUUUGU
Messenger RNA from Harmonia axyridis, 7957 nucleotides. RefSeq lists its product as uncharacterized. Gene Ontology annotation, cellular component: cytoplasm; postsynaptic density; dendrite. The record is from RefSeq and is a predicted model, not a curated record. Gene Ontology annotation, biological process: calcium-mediated signaling; neuron projection development; actin filament organization. Gene Ontology annotation, molecular function: actin filament binding. NCBI's taxonomy places the organism in Eukaryota, Metazoa, Arthropoda, Insecta, Coleoptera, Coccinellidae. The transcript has 17 exons. Bases 345 to 5591 code for a protein of 1748 amino acids.